AUGCCACGUAUAACAUCAUCAUCGCCAGCAGAAAGGAGAGAAGGAUUGCGUAUGUCUUUGCGUGAAAGACCAAAAGCGGAUGCAAAGAAUGCCGAAGCGAAUAGUACAAAUAAAUCUAGUCACGAGACACGUCGAACAAAACGUAAAGCUGGGGCAAAUUCUCGAAGUCUUUACGAUGAAUACGGUAGAAUUCGUCACAAUGGGAAAGAUGUUUGUGACUGCAUGGACGACGACUGUCCUGGCUGUUGGUAUGAAUGUGAAAACUGCGGUUCAACCAAAUGUGGUGUACAGUGUAGGGUGCAUCGUAAAUUCUACUAUGAAUCGAUCAAAUUUGACGGAAAAGAUGGUGUGGUAUUUAAUAAAGAUUUUCCAAAAAGAAAGUAG
Messenger RNA from Musca domestica (house fly), 384 nucleotides. Its product is annotated as ARL14 effector protein. Gene Ontology annotation, cellular component: intracellular membrane-bounded organelle. Bases 1 to 384 code for a protein of 127 amino acids. Lineage: Eukaryota; Metazoa; Arthropoda; Insecta; Diptera; Muscidae. The transcript has a single exon. The record is from RefSeq and is a predicted model, not a curated record.